GGUCAGUGGUGUAAUCAAUGAGCGCAGAGGCAUGGUCACCGUGGUAGCUGCUACCUCUGCCACCACCACGCCGCACUGCACUGCUGCCGGCCGGUGUUAUUACAUACUAAGCGACAACCCCUCCUCCUGCCAUCGAUCUUUCUCUCUCUCUCUCUCGCCUAUGUCGAGGUAGAACCCUCACAAACCCCUGCCUGCCACUUUCAGAGCGCGAGCUCGAGCUAGCACCCAUGGCGCCGGGCAAGCAGCUUCUCCCUCCUCUGCUUCUGCUGAUGCUCCUCCACCAUCAGCCUGCCGCCGGCGCUUCCGAUCCACCGGUGACCCACGGCGGCAUGCGAGCCAGCACCGCCAGGUCCCUUCUCCAGCAGCAGCAGCAGCAGCAGCCUCCCAGGCUAGACUGCCCCAAGGUGUGCCUGGGGCGGUGCGCCAACAACUGGAGGAACGAGAUGUGCAACGACAAGUGCAACGUCUGCUGCCAGCGCUGCAACUGCGUGCCGCCCGGCACCGGCCAGGACACCCGCCACAUCUGCCCCUGCUACGACCGCAUGACCAACCCGCACAACGGCAAGCUCAAGUGCCCCUAGAGGCCUAGACACAACACUUUGACCCGGAGAAAUCAUGUGUCUUCUGUCAUGCAUCUUCUUUCCACUAGUACGUGCUGUAUGUGAUCUUCACACAGCGCUCUGCCACUGUUCCCACUCUCAGGGAACAAUGCUCUGUGAUCUUAUCAUAGUCAUAGCAUAAAUAAAAAGAGAGAGUUUCUGCC
Triticum urartu is the source of this 763-nucleotide messenger RNA. Its product is annotated as cypmaclein. Lineage: Eukaryota; Viridiplantae; Streptophyta; Magnoliopsida; Poales; Poaceae. The record is from RefSeq and is a predicted model, not a curated record.